UCGUUACGGUGAGAUCGACGGAAAAAGUAGUGCAAAAUGUGGUUAAUUUUAUUUACAACUAUCUUGGCGGGUUUAAUCUAUCAAUAUGUCAAACGGCAUUACACCUUUUGGUAUAGGGAGGGCAUUGAUGAAGAGCCGGCAAAGUUUCCUUUUGGUAUACUCAAUCCAGUGAUAAAACAGGAACGUAGUUUUGGUCUCGUUCUGAGUGAUAUCUAUCAACGUUAUUCCGGUGAUAUUGUCGGCAUCUAUAUGAUAAAUAAGCAAACACUUUUAGUGCGAGAUGCUCAAUUGGCUCGACAGAUUAUGACCAGUGACUUUAAUAGUCUCCAUGAUCGUGGUCUCUAUGUGGACGAGGAGCGUGAUCCUUUGUCCGCCAAUCUGUUCAAUUUGCCCGGAGCUUCUUGGCGUAAUUUGCGCCAAAAAUUGGCUCCCUCCUUUACAUCCGGAAAGAUUAAGGCCAUGUUUGAGACCGUAAAUGAUGUGGGUGAUAAAUUGGUUCAACAUUUGCUCAAAGUGAUUGAUGAAACGCCAGGAAACGAUAUUGAAAUAAAGGAUAAACUAACCACGUAUGCUGUGGAUAUAAUUGGAUCGGUGAUUUUUGGCCUAGAAUUGGAUAGUUUCACCGAUCCAGAUAAUGAAUUUCGUAAAGUUAGCAAAACUGUUUUGAAAUCCGAAACUAUUUGGAUGAAAUUACACAAUAUGGCAACAAUAAUGUGUCCACCUGUAGCCAAAUUAAUGAAUUUAUUGGGCAUCGAGAAUGAAGUAUUUGUUAGCUUGCGCAAUAUUAUGAAAGAAACCAUUGAGUUCCGUGAGAAACAUAAUGUAAUACGCAAAGAUUUGCUCCAAUUGCUUAUACGAUUGCGUAACACGAGCAAAAUUGGCGAUGACGAUGACCAAGUUUGGGAUAUAGAAACCACGCGAGAGGAAUUAAAGGAUAUGUCAAUAGAUAAAAUUGCGGCACAGGCUUUUCUCUUCUAUAUAGCUGGAUCGGAGACUACAGCAGCAACAUCUGCCUUCACCCUCUACGAGUUAGCCAUGUAUCCUGAUCUACUGAAAGAAGUCCGUGAUGAAUUGGAUUCUGUGCUUCAGAAGCAUAAUCUUAAACGUGGUGAUAAAUUGACCUAUGAUGCAAUCCAGGAUCUUAAGUUCCUCGAUCAGUGUAUAAUGGAGACUGUGCGAAAAUAUCCUGGACUGCCGUUCCUCAAUCGUCAAUGCACAGAGGAUUACGAGGUGCCCAAAACUAAAUAUGUUAUACGUAAAAGAACACCCAUAUUGAUACCAUUAUUUGGCAUUCAUCGAGAUCCGGCAUACUUUCCCAAUCCCGUGGACUACGAUCCCCAUCGUUUCGAUGUGGAUAAUAUGAAUUAUGAUCAGGCUGCUUAUAUGCCCUUCGGUGAAGGACCACGUCAUUGCAUUGCUUUACGCAUGGGCAAAGUCAACUCAAAGGUUGCUGUAGCCAAAAUUUUGGCCAAUUUCGACGUUGUUCCAACACCGCGCAUGGAAGUUGAAUUUGGUUUCGAUCCUACUCCGGUAUUGGUGCCCAUAGGCGGUCUGAAACUACGUCUCAACAAGCGCACAUGAUUGAAAGAAUGUGAAAAAAAUCGAAUAUAUUCACUAUAAUGAAAUUCCAUGAGACACACAAAAGAUUUUCAUUUUCUCUGACAGAUUGCUAUUUAUUCUCAGUCGUCACAGAAUCCAUUUGUUAAAAAAAUAUUACUCUGAGUAAUGAGAGUCUAUUGCUAAACAUAGAGACACAUUGAAUUUUCUAUACCCUUUCGAAGAACUUGCAACAAUUUCUAUGUUUUGAUAUAUAUUCAACACAUGAUAGUCAAUAAAAGCAGUUAUUGUGUUUAUGUAUUUUUAUAAAUAUAGCAGACCGAAGAGGUCAUAAGUUCUAAUUUCAA
This is a messenger RNA of Drosophila willistoni, 1904 nucleotides long. It is a transcript of the gene Cyp6d2, whose product is annotated as probable cytochrome P450 6d2. The transcript has 4 exons. Bases 37 to 1581 code for a protein of 514 amino acids. Gene Ontology annotation, molecular function: oxidoreductase activity, acting on paired donors, with incorporation or reduction of molecular oxygen; heme binding; iron ion binding. The record is from RefSeq and is a predicted model, not a curated record. NCBI's taxonomy places the organism in Eukaryota, Metazoa, Arthropoda, Insecta, Diptera, Drosophilidae.